UAAACAAUGACAACAGAAAGACGAGCAGUGUUUUCAUAGGGGGAAAAAUGGAAGUUUUAUUAUUGCUCUGGAAGUAGUCGUAGGAAAUCAGCCAGUCUGCUCGAAAACGUCAAAUAGCGACUUUGCUUAUUUUGCCUUCUUCUGAAACAGUAUUUGCUUAAAAGCACGUUGAAAGCGUGUUUUAUUAGUUGCCAAGACACAAUCAUGAUGCCAACUCGGAACAACACAACCAGUGCCGCUCCAAACAUUAAAGUGAAAUACUCCAGGCUGGCAGACAGCGAUGAGGGCUACAUUGAUCUACAGUUCAAGAAAAGCCCACCAAAAGUACCCUACAAGGCUAUCGCCCUGGCAACUUUCCUAUUUCUGGUUGGCUCUUUAUUGAUUAUUGUUGGAUCACUGCUUUUGGCGGGAUACAUUCAUGUUAUGUACCCAGAUCGCACAAUUCCAGUAAUCAUCAUCGGCAUACUCAUCUUUCUUCCGGGAUUCUAUCACCUGCGGAUUGCUUUUUAUGCCUCCAAGGGGUACCGCGGUUACUCUUAUGAUGACAUCCCUGACUUUGAUGACUAAACCAAUCCAGACGUACUGAAUGCUGUUUACUUUGAGUUUUAGCUGCAACUGUUGCAUGAUUUGCCUUUGGACUGCCAUCCUGUAUUAACUCUGAGUUUCUCUAGAAGAGAAACUAUGGCAAAUGUUGGCCUGGCUAAGCUUAUUUGAGAGCUAAAUACCUUUAUUUAACCAAACAUAGAAGUGCAAUAUUUAGAAAAAUAGAGUAUUUAUUUAGCUAAAUCCAUAAAAAGCCAACCAAAGUAUGCUUAUAUUUUUGUAGCCUUUGGCAAAACUUUCUUCAAAGAAGUUUUCUAUAGUUUUAAAAGCUUUAAGAGGUACCAAGUGUUUUUUUUUAUAUAUAUCGCCUGUGUUAUUUUUAUAGUUUCCAUAGCGGUAUUUGUUUUGAUGUACUGGUUUUAUUCAGCUUUGUAUGUGGUUUGAAAAUGAUUGAAUAAAGUACUGAUGUUGA
Messenger RNA from Xyrauchen texanus (razorback sucker), 1015 nucleotides. It is a transcript of the gene tmem230a, whose product is annotated as transmembrane protein 230a. Gene Ontology annotation, biological process: synaptic vesicle transport. Gene Ontology annotation, cellular component: synaptic vesicle; endomembrane system. The transcript has 4 exons. NCBI's taxonomy places the organism in Eukaryota, Metazoa, Chordata, Actinopteri, Cypriniformes, Catostomidae. Bases 205 to 567 code for a protein of 120 amino acids. The record is from RefSeq and is a predicted model, not a curated record.